Candidozyma haemuli is the source of this 3228-nucleotide messenger RNA. It is a transcript of the gene KEL1, whose product is annotated as Kel1p. NCBI's taxonomy places the organism in Eukaryota, Fungi, Ascomycota, Pichiomycetes, Serinales, Metschnikowiaceae. Bases 1 to 3228 code for a protein of 1075 amino acids. The transcript has a single exon. The record is from RefSeq and is a predicted model, not a curated record. Gene Ontology annotation, molecular function: protein binding.
AUGGCCCGCUUUCCAUUUAGUAAGAGGAAACUGAAGAUUCAAGAUACCUCUGCCUCUUCGACUGUCGACGACCCGGACUCUUCUUUCGCUUCCAAAUCUACCACUGGCACGGGUUCUGAAUACCGCCAUUCGUAUAUCUCCAAGUCUCCCCAGAAACCAAACAUUUCAAUUCCCCAGUCCCUGAUGCCUGAACACGUUGCUGACUACGACGACUACGACAGACCGGAUUACGACUCUCCGCCUGCCGGCCCGGCUCCUGGCAAUGCUUCCACGCCUUGGAAAAGACACAAGCUCUAUGACUCGCCCUUCCCUCGCUACAGACACUCGGUGUCCCAGGUGGCUUCGGAAAAGAAUGAAAUUUUUCUUAUGGGUGGUUUGAAAGAGGGCUCUGUGUUUGGUGACACAUGGAAGAUUGUGCCUCAUAUUGGUGGCACUAACAUUGACCGUUUCACUGCUUCUCACAUUGAGGUGGUGAACAAAAACAACCCUCCUGCUCGUGUGGGCCACGCCUCUGUCUUGUGUGGAAAUGCUUACAUUAUCUACGGUGGUGACACUGUCGAAACUGACUAUAGCGGCUCUCCAGAUGACAACUUCUACAUGUUCAACAUCAACAACCAGAAGUACACUAUUCCUCUGCACAUCUUGAACAAGCCAACUGGCCGUUACGGUCACCUGAUUGGCGUUGUGCUGAUUUCAGCCUCUUCUUCAAGAUUGUACUUGUUUGGUGGCCAGUUGGAAAAUGAAGUGUUCAAUGAAAUGUACUACUUCGAAUUGACCGACUUUAAGCUGCCCAAGGCUCGUUGGGAGCUUGUUGAGCCUCUCAACUCUUUCAGCCCUCCUCCUUUGACCAACCACUCCAUGUGUAUCCACAAGACCAAGAUUUACGUCUUUGGUGGUGUUUACAACAACGAGAAGGUGUCCAACGAUUUGUGGUGCUACGAUACUUUGAUCAACAAAUGGCUGCAGGUCGACACUACAGGCUCUACCCCAUUGCCGGUGAAUGAACACUCGGCUGUGAUUGCCAACGACCACAUGUACAUUUACGGUGGUAACGACUUUGCUGGUAUCAUCUACGAUUCCUUGUACGCAUUGGAUUUGCACACUUUCAAAUGGUCCAGAUUAGCUAGAGAGGUCUCUGCCAACGGUCCAGGUCCUCGUUGUGGUCACUCCGUGACUUUCUUGCCUAAGCUCAAUAAGCUUGUUAUCAUGGGUGGUGACAAGAAUGACUUCAUCUCUCCUGACGAAGACAACUUCGAGACCCAUGAGGAGUUUGGCAAUGAAAUUGGUACCAUGAUUUACGAAUUGGACCUCUCAGUUGCUGACCACUACUUGCGUGGCGGUUCUGCCCCUAAGAAGGUAGCUGCUUCUGCCAUUGGCUCCGGCUACGGAAGAAGAGCUACUUCUCCUGGUCCUUCUGAUGACCUUGGACGUCACCGCAGAAGUUUCAGUGCUGGUCCUGAGGACUUCCGUACUCCUACUGCCUCAGUUGAGCGUAUCCCUCGCUCUCUUGAUCCAAAGCUGGGUGUCCAUGAAUCCUUUGAGCCAGAGACUUUCACACCACAGAGACAGACUUACGGCAGAACCAAUGCCGCAGGUGGCGACUUUGUGGAUGUCGAUAUCCCAUCUUCUGCCAUCUCUCAACAAGAUCCUUCGGACUUGGACGAUGUUCGUGACAAGUACCUCUCCGAAGCUGAGAGCCCCUACAAGAACGGUAACGAUGAUUCUGUCGUUAGCGAAAGCGUUCCAUUUGACCAAUUGAGAAAUGAACACAACGAGACCCCAAUCUUGUCAAAGGACUUCGCCCGUGAAGUUGGUAUUGCUGAUGAGGGUGUCGCUCCUCUUUCUACUGGCCGUGACCAAAGAAACACCGACUCUCCUGCUUCUAACGGAGCUCGUGGCAUUGCUUCUCCAGUUCUCUCUCAACCAGCUGCUGUUGCCCCUCAAGAUGACUCGAGAGUGAAGAAGGUCAUUGCAGAACUUAAUGAUGAGAUUGCUCAAUUGAAACAGUCUACCAAGCAAGAGUUGGCUGCUGCCUCCGAAAAGAUGAACACCUUGGAACAGGAGAACACUAGACUCAGAGGCACAUUUGAGAAGUCGAUAAACGAGAAGGAUGCCAUGAUUGAUGAGCUCAGACGUUCCAUCGAUCCUGCUGAAUUAGAGAUUCCAGAAGGUGCAGAUGCUGAGGAGGUGAGCCAGACUACUUCCAGAAGAGGUUUCACUGAAUUGACGAAAUUCAAGUUGGACCGUUUGGAGUUGAGAAACAGAUUGGUCUUCUUAGAAAACGAGAAUGCUGAAUACCGUGCUAGGUUUGAGCGUUUCGAACCCUUCAUGGAGAACCAGAUUGGCGAGUUGAGCUCGUUGCAGAAGGUCAUUGAAGGCCAGGAGAACAAGAUUGCCACUUUGAGCUCACAAAUCGUCCUGGAAGAAGUCUUGCACAAGGAGAUUGCUGACUGGAAGCACAAGUUCGAGGAAUUGAAGAUUGAACACGAGAACUACAGGGCUGUUCAUUCUGAAAUUGAUGCUGGUGGUGAAGACGUUGAAGACCGUGAACUCGGAGAAGGCGAAACCACCGGUGCCCUUCCAAGAUCUUCUGCUAAGCUCAGUGCUCACUUGGCUAACUUGACAUCCUUAUGGCUGGCUACCAAGCGUCAAGACGCUGAUGCUCGUCUGAUAACUACCGAGGACAAUGCCACGAUAUCCAAGUUACAGAAGCAGAUCGACGAGUUGAUGCUUACUUCUAAGAGUCAACACCAGGGCUCUUCCGAAGAGGUUAAGGCUUUGGAAGAGGAAUUGAACAACAAGUUGCAAUCUUUGCGUACGUUUGAAGACAACUACCGUGAUGCCUUGCAAUCUGUCAACAACACAAGUAAAGCUCUUCAGCUGUCUCAUGACGAGUUGAGAAACCAAAAGUUGACCAUCGAGAAGUUGGUUAAGGAGAACAACGAGUUGAAGUUGUUCAAGAAGGCAAACAAGAGAAUUUCUUCCAAGUCACCUCUUGUGGAUUCUAAUGGCAAUUCGCCUGUCCCAGGUUCUCCUGCUGUGAAUGAAGCUGCUGCUGAUACCACAGGUGAUGAAGAGGAAGAAGGUGGAUUCACCAAGGCACACUACAACAUGAAGCUUAAGGAUUUGGAAGCUGACUUGUACAUUUUGAGGCAAGAGAAGGAACAAUUGAACGACACUGUCGCCUCGUUGAAGAAGGAGUUGUAUUUGGCUACGAAUUCCUCCUAA